UCCUCGACUGAUUUAGUACUCUCGUAUAAUUCACAUCCCUAUAAUUUUGCCAGGUCCAUAGCAUUAGCAAGACAGCCUGGCAACACUGCAGACAUGGCAUUAGCUGUUGUGCACUCGAUCUCCUCCCGUUCGUAAGAGCAAAAUAACUGUUUGGCCAAUUUCCAGCUAAAUAUUUCUUUAGAAAGCUUAAUCGGGUACCCGGGUUCCGUGGCCUGACUCCACCAGAGCAUGGAUGUCCGAACAGAUGAGUCGUUUCAGCUUGGUUAUGCGGAAGGUAAUGAAGUUGACAGUAUAUUGUCAACGGAACACACAUCAGGUGAACACAUUGUGUCUUUACAAUUACCCAAUGGGGAUGUCUGUCCCGUGGUGAUGGGCAGUGGAAUAGUGUCCCAACCGGUUGUUCACAGCAGUACAGCAAGCUUAUCAGAGAUGGAUGUAAAAAUUGCUCCCGAAACACUCGAGCACCUUCGACCCGGCAGAGCUGUCAUGUACCGAUUUGAGGAGCGCGGAGAGAUCUGGCUCCUUCAAUCGCAUUCGGCGGAUCCUACAGUAUUACAGGUGCAGGCGCUGGACACAGGCCAAUGUCAAUACCAGCAGCAUCAUGUACAGCAUAUCGAGCUUGCACCAACACCUAUGGCAGGCCUUCAAACCAUAGAAGUGGGCGGCACCAUGUCAAUAGAGAUGGCUGGAGAGGAACUUGUCAAUGAGGUGGCUCAAGUCGGCAGCGCAAUAUCUGAGGUAGGCAAUAACAGCAGUGAUAUAGCAUCAGCUAUGAUCACAGGGGACGGUCAUUCGGACAGCCGUCAUUCUCAGACCCAUUAUCAACUGCCCUCAGUCGUUCCUGGAUCCCAUCCAAGCCCGGUGGUAGAGGGCGUCGCGCCCGUUAUUAACACUAUGAAUACCUCAGUAGCUUCAAUGGUUCAUGAGACAGGCACAAGUGCUCUUCAAGACCACGUAUCCACGAUGGUCCAGUCAGUAGAUUCAGGCCCAAUACAAGUCGGUGCCGAGGAGACGACAGGAAUUGGCAACAAUCAUGUAAAGGCCGCCAUGGGUGGUCCUGUCACAGUGAACUCGGUCGUUAUGUCGGUGCUUCAAAAGAAGCUUACCCAGGCAGAUCAGACGCCUAUAGCGACGUCCGGUGCAAGAGGGGUGCGGCGUCAGGACGGUCCAGUCCAUCAAUGCAACGAGUGCGGCGCCUCGUUUAAUUCAAUGUUCCAUUUACGCCGGCAUCAGCAAACACACACAGGAGCAAGGCCGUUCGCUUGUCCUAUUUGUAACCUCUGUUUUCGACACAAAACUUCACUGACAGUACAUAUACGAAGACAUACUGGCGAAAUGCCAUUCCAUUGCCCUGUGUGCGAUAAACGAUUCCGUGAUCCGGCUAACUUCAAGGUGCACGUACGUUCACAUACCGAUCAAAAAAACUACGAAUGCAAGCUGUGCAAUAAGAGAUUCAACUCGGCUUCGACUCUAUACGCGCACAACAAAACACACGAAAACGUCAAGCCAUAUACAUGUGUCGAUUGCAAAAAGUCAUUCCGAUUUAAUACUACUUUGGUUCGUCAUAUUCGCACUCAUACCGGUGAGAAGCCCUAUUCGUGUGAUCGCUGUAGUUUAUGCUUUGCGACAGCAUCGAAUCUCGCGGCUCACCGACGUCGCCAUGACAAUGCGGACAGAGCAGGAAAAAAAGGUGCGCAAGGAAAGAGUCCCACCCCAACACACAAGUGCGCCGAGUGCGGUCAGAGCUUUCACACAAAGCCCGGCUUAAAAGUACACAUAAGACAACAGCACGAGCAGUCGCGACAGCAUGAGGCUUCAGCUGUAGCUUCUCCAUUAGAAAGUAACCAGCUCGCCGUAACUUCUGCUAUUGCGAACACGACUACGGUGCCGGGAACGGUGCCUACGAUGACCUCGCCUACAACGACGGCUACAAUAGCACCUGUAACGACGACUAUAGCUCCUGCAACGGUUGAUGGUGUCAGUUGGGAGCCGGAAGGAGAGAAUGCGAUAGAGGGGAUCGUUCUGCAAUGUUCCAUUUGUUCCGAGGUAUACUUCAACGAGAAACAGCUAACGGAUCACAUGGUCGCUAGUCACACAAAUACUCGAUACAAUCGACGAAGCUGGAGAGUUUCCGAUGCUAGUUGGGAAUCGUCGAGAUCUAAGCCCAGAACUUUGGUGCCAAAUACGUAUAUCGCCGUGAGAGAGGUCGCACAGGAGCGGCAACAACUACAGAACGUGCAGGAAUCGCGACACGAAUUCUGCCGUCAGCAAGAGAUAGUCGGCUUUUUUCAAGGUGUUGAGAAAUCUGGUGGGGACGACCGAGCUGAAUUUUACACUUGUGAUACAUGCGGAAAGAAAUUCGACAGCGCUGAUGUAUAUAAAGCGCACAUGCGAACGCACAAUAUCUCAAAAGGCAUCCGGGUCGUCUAUACCAUGCGAUCUGUGUCCUAACAUGUAUAUUAUAGAAUAAAUAUAAAGAAAUAGAAGAAUCUACACUCAAAUGACAAAAUGAAACGUUAAGCGAAACAGUACCUCCCUUUUCCUGUCCUCAUAGUCGUAAAAUUGCUGAAGCUAUCCACGAGCCUAUGUUUCGUAUAAGGUGCAAAAGGACAGCACCUAGAAUGCCUUAUUGCAUUAUGGCUAUUGUUUAUACGUGAAGUAACAAACACAUUCGUUGCAAUGGUCGCUCGGAUCAAUAACGUGAUCAGAUACUGUAAAAUAUGCAUUUUAGGUAAUGGCGGUGAACUUGAAGAAAUAAAUGCGUACGAAUUUUUAGCGAUUUCCGUUGUGUUAUUCGUUGUAUGGCUUUGAGAGCUAUCGACGCACUGAUCGAUUAAUGAUUAUCAAUUACUGGUUCCAGUUUAGAUUUGUAUUUGUGUAUAUAUAAAAAUAACGACUGGACGAACAUCUGGACCCGUAGCAAUUAGCAACAGAGUAUGGCUGAAAUGUCUAUUAAUUGCGAAUUCAUAAUAAAGCGAUUUAGAAACAGGCGGGCUAGCAUGCCCUCCCCCCUGCAUAUAUAAUACAUUUUUAAUAAAUAAUAUUGUAAUCACAGUUAAUAAUAAAGCUCAUUAUAAAAAUAAAACUGUUUAAGGUAGCGCAUUAGUAACAAACCUAUGCUGACGUAAUCUAUUGGUCUAGACGAUUAAGGUCAUUUAUUUUGUGUGGAUUAUAUUGUACGAAUAAUUCGUUCCUACUAUUUCGUCUCGUAACGUUAUACGAUUGGGAAAUGGAAAGACGAUUAUAUAUAUA
This is a messenger RNA of Varroa destructor (honeybee mite), 3252 nucleotides long. RefSeq lists its product as uncharacterized. Gene Ontology annotation, cellular component: nucleus. NCBI's taxonomy places the organism in Eukaryota, Metazoa, Arthropoda, Arachnida, Mesostigmata, Varroidae. Gene Ontology annotation, molecular function: DNA-binding transcription factor activity, RNA polymerase II-specific. Gene Ontology annotation, biological process: regulation of transcription by RNA polymerase II. The record is from RefSeq and is a predicted model, not a curated record.